Fraxinus pennsylvanica is the source of this 1113-nucleotide messenger RNA. The record is from the annotation of a GenBank genome assembly. Lineage: Eukaryota; Viridiplantae; Streptophyta; Magnoliopsida; Lamiales; Oleaceae.
AUGAGGCUAUGGAGAAAGGCUUCCGCAGUGUUGAAGGAUCAAAAUAGCAUCUGGAUUUCCAGUCUGUCCAGGCGGACUGCACUCCGGAAUCCCGACAUUGAAUCGGCCGUCAUUAAAGCCACCAACCACAAUGAAUCCUCAAUCGAUGUUAAGAAUAUCAAUAGAGUUUUCAAAUGGAUUCGCCUCUCGACGUGCCAUGUCAAGCCUCUUGUUUGGUCUAUAUCGAAUCGAAUGGAGAAAACAAGAAGUUGGGUGGUGGCUCUAAAAGGCUUGAUUCUUAUGCAUGGCGUCAUUAACUGUAAUGUCCAGGCCGUCCAGAAAGUUGGAAGGUUGCCAUUUGAUCUGUCAGAUUUCACAGAUGGGCAUUCGGAUCCAGGGAAAACGUGGGCACACAAUUUGUUUAUUCACGAAUACUAUGCGUUUCUUGAUCAGAAAUCGAUCAUAAUUUAUCAGAAUUUCGAGGACCGCAAAGGACAGAAAAUUGUCUCGAUAAGAAAAGAGCUUCAGUUGCUGCAAAAGCUGCAAGGUUUGCUUGAUUUGUUGCUGCAGAUUAAACCAAAGUCGAAUGCAAGAAGAGUCCCUCUUGUGCAGGACGCCAUGGAUGGAAUUAUCGUUGAGAUUUUUGAUAUUUACAACAAAAUAUGCAGAGGAAUUGCCAUCAUUCUUGUCAAUAUUUAUUCUGCUCAAAAGGCUGAGGCAACAAUGGCACUCGAACUUGUGCAGAAGGCGAAAGCCCAAGGCGACCAUCUUUCUUUAUAUAUCAAAUUCUGCCAACAGCUCGAGGUAGUCAAUGCAUUGGAAUUUCCCGUGGUUGAGAAAGUCCCAGAAGAGGGAGUCGAAGAGCUUAAGCAAAUAAUCAAUGGACUAUCAGAGUCUGAGAAAUCCAGUGUGAAUGAAUUGGGAGAGAAUACAGCAAUUGUUCUGAUAGAUUCUGAAAAUGCCAAUGAAGGAAAAGAUUUGAAGAAAACAACUAUAAUCACUGAUAAGUGGGAGAAAUUCGAAGAUCUUAUGAUUGGCAGCCAAGAAAAUUCAUUUGCCACUUCUUCGAUUACACCUGUGCUUCAUUCAAAUAUAAAUAAUCAAGAACAGCUCCCCGAUUUGCUCAGCUUCUAG